Hevea brasiliensis (rubber tree) is the source of this 2809-nucleotide messenger RNA. RefSeq lists its product as uncharacterized. Lineage: Eukaryota; Viridiplantae; Streptophyta; Magnoliopsida; Malpighiales; Euphorbiaceae. The coding region runs from base 373 to 2544 and encodes 723 amino acids. The record is from RefSeq and is a predicted model, not a curated record. The transcript is spliced from 11 exons.
UCACUCGCAAAUUUCGGUUCUGGCGGGAAUCUGAUUUUUUUUUUUUCUGUUCUUUGAUUUGCAUUUCUAUUCUCUCUUUUCUUUUAAAGAUUUUUUUUAUAAAUUUUUUCUGUUUUUUUUUGUCCUGUUUGAUGUGUUAAAUCUUGUUCGAGCUGAAACUUUAUUUUUGUAUUUGUUUGAGAUUCUCACUGUAUUGUGGUGUUAUUAUUAUUACUAUUUUAAUCUUUUGGGUGUGUGUGGGGGGAAGGAGGAGGCAUGCAAUCGAGUUCUAGAACUUCUGUUUGGUCGGUGAGAAAAUCGAGGAAAUUUAUAUGAAGAAAGGUAUAGGGCCUUGCGAAAUUUGCUGGGCGUGGGUUUGGGUGGGUUCCAGCAAUGCCUCUGUUGAAGAAAAAGCCGUUCACUUUGUUGGAACCACCCAAGGAUUUGAAGCCUCAUGAACUUGUAUAUCAAGUUCGCUUCACGAAGGAGAUAUUUCGGGAUUAUCAGAUGUAUUUGAACCGAACAAAUUUAUAUCGGCAGAGAACUUGGAGUUGCAAAAUUAGUGGAAAAGCUAACUUGACUUUUGAAGAGGCUUUGGUGUCUGAAAAGCAUGUGGCAGAGAAGGUUCAAGAGAUACCCAAAGUGCUUGUGGCACCUGCAUUGCAUAUUAUACAAUAUAGUAUGCUUUCAUUGAAAGAUCUUGCAGACACUAUAGCAACAAAGCUGCAAGAAAAUUUGUUUGUAGGUGCAGAAUUGCAUGGAGAAAAAGGUGGUGGUCUCUGUCCUUGCAAGAUAGUAAAGGUGCUGGACGAGGGUACUGUUAAAACCCAAUAUGAGGUAGCAUGGCUUGAUAAGGAUAAUAAAAUAUUGGAAACUUCGGUUGCAAAAAGAGAUGAUUUAAUAUGGAAGAAGUUUCCUUUUAGUAGAAGCAUUUUGAAGUCUUUUAUUCGUGAGUCAACAUACCGAAGUGCUCCUUGGGUGCUUCAUAACAAUUUGGCACAGAAGCAUGGAAUCUCAUGUGACCCACCGCCAGAGUUAAAAGGCAAAGUUUUCAUACUGGAUGGACGAGUGAUCUCCAAUAAGAAAAGAAAAGAUAUAGAAGAUAGAAAAAAUGAAGCGGAUGUAGAUAAGGAAUAUGGAAAACAUAAAAAGAAGAAAGUGGAGGGUGAGGAAGUUGAAGCAACAAGCAAGGAAAGAAAUGAAGACAAUCAACCAUUGCGAGAUCCCAUCACAUAUCCCAUCGAUGAUCUGUUGGUGCAGCCUGGGGCAGAUGAUCCAGUCUUCACUGACCGUCCUUCCCCUUCAAGAGACUUUAACAUUCAGAUGGAUUGUGUUGGUGAUCUUUUAAUGGUUUGGGAUUUUUGCUCCUCUUUUGGUAGGAUGUUGCACUUAUGGCUGUUCUCUCUUGAAGAUUUUGAAAAUGCUAUCCGCCAUAAGGAAAGUAAUUUGAUUCUUAUUUUUGAAACACAUUCUGCUCUUCUGCGGCUACUUAUAAAAGACAAUAGUGAAUAUUUUUCAGCUGUACCGAAAAGAAACCAGAAGUUCAAGAUAACAUUAAUUAAUUGGACAGAGUAUUUGUGUGAUUUCAUAGAAAAGAUCAAUAUUCCUGAUCUAUCCACAAAUGUAUCGACAAUUAAGCGUGGGCACUAUGGUCUCUUAGAUGUUAAAGCUAAAUUGUGGAUCCUUCGAGAAUUGGUUAAUCAAGUCCUUGAAACAGAUCUUGUCAGGGAAAAGUUGGAUAAUCAUAUUGAACAGAGACAGAUGCUUGGAGCCAUAAGGAGGGGGGAAGCACUGGAGGAAGGUAGAAAAAGAAGACAAGAAAAGGAAAAAUUUAAAGUUGAUUCUGUUGAUGAUAAAGUGAUGAAUGGAGAAAGUAUGGAAAGUGCAGGAAACAAUCCAAAUGCAUUGGCAAAUGAGAACCAUCAUAACGAAAAUGGAGAGAUCGCAGAGAAAAGAAAGGGGGAGUCCAUUUCAGCUCCAGAAAAACAUGCAUCGUAUAAAAGUGAGAGCUGCCGCUCAGACAUUGCACCAAAGAAAAUGAAGCAAAAUAUGGGUUUGGAAGUCUUGGAAGAAAAUACAAAAAAUUCAUCUAGCAAAAUGGGAGCUAAACAGUUGAAGAAUGAGAAGAAGGAAACAGUAGAAAGGAGAAGCAAAGAGCAAAGGGACGAAUAUUAUGAACGGGAGAUGGAGAAACUAGUCUUACGCACCAAUUCAUUGGGUAAAGACAGACACUACAAUAGGUAUUGGUGGUUCCGACGUGAUGGGAGGAUCUUUGUUGAGAGUUCUGACUCCAAGCUAUGGGGCUAUUAUUGUUGCAAGGAAGAGCUUGAUGCAUUGAUGGGUUCAUUGAACUGUAAGGGUGAGAGAGAGAAGGCUCUUCAUAAACAGCUGAAGAAAUUCUACAGCAGAAUAUGCUUAGAACUACAGAAGAGAUCAAAAGAUUUGGCUCACAAGAUCGCAUUGGAGGAGGCGGUGCUUCGGAGAUCUACUCGUGUACGAGCUCUGCCAAGGGAAAAUCCUACUAAUGCUUUCCUUGGGUAUGUUAACAAGUGGAAGGAAGACUAGCUAGUAGGUCCCGUCAUCUCGUUUUAGGCAGAUCUCAUGCACAUCUCUUUUAGGCUCACUGGAAAUAGGAAUUUUUCGGUGACUAAGUUUGCUGAUUCAUUAUUUUGUUGGUGGGAAUUUGGGGGUUUUGAAGUGGCCACCAAGAGGAACAUGGAUGAAAAGGUUUUGAUUUUAUAAUCCAUGUUACAACUAUGCCUCAAUUUUUGUAAUUGACCUUGUUCAACAUUUUAGAAUUUACAUAGUUUAUGUUUAUGUUCUUUAUUCA